This is a messenger RNA of Dromaius novaehollandiae (emu), 6023 nucleotides long. RefSeq names its product GIT ArfGAP 2 (gene GIT2). Bases 659 to 2932 code for a protein of 757 amino acids. The transcript is spliced from 20 exons. Gene Ontology annotation, cellular component: synapse. The record is from RefSeq and is a predicted model, not a curated record. Gene Ontology annotation, biological process: regulation of ARF protein signal transduction; brain development; regulation of G protein-coupled receptor signaling pathway. Gene Ontology annotation, molecular function: GTPase activator activity; small GTPase binding. Lineage: Eukaryota; Metazoa; Chordata; Aves; Casuariiformes; Dromaiidae.
CCGUCCAAAGGGGCGGGAACGGCCGCCCUGUCGCUGCUAUCGUGCGUGAGGGCGGCUGUCGGCACUGACGGCUCUGGGCGCCAUCUUGCGCCAGGGCAGCUCUCCACGGCCGCCAUGUCGGGUGAGGGCAGGGGUUUCCGGAGAGCAGCCCCUUCCGCCAGUCCUGCUACCGCCGCCGCGGUGCCCACCGCUUGGGACCACACUUUUAAAACCUCGCCUUUUCUCCUGGGUCCGCGUCUGGGUUUGUUAUGAGCUUCCCGCGCGGGGAGAGUCAGCGAGGCCCACAGGGCCGCCUACAGAACGGUCUCCGCGGAAGCGCGACCACCGCUGAAUGCGAGGCAGCACGGCCUGAGGCGGCCAGUGGGCAGCUCCUGCCAGGGACAAGCAUGCCGGCAGCGCCGCGCGCAUGGCCUCGUCCCACCCGCCUGCCGCUUUUAUGCCAGGAGUGAACAUGGCGGCUUAGGGCCGCCGCCGCCAGCCGCCUUCUUCCACUUGCGGAGCGCUGCCCGGCGCUGGCGUACGCUGCUUGGUGAAUCGCGCCGCGGGCGGAGCGGGCGGCGCUGCCGUGCGCCUGCGCGCUGCGGGCUCGGCUCGGCUCGGCGGGGGCUGCUGGCGGGGACCCGUUGGAGCGGCAGGAAGCGCCCGGUGCCGCCGCGCCAUGUCGAAGCGGCUGCGGAGCAGCGAGGUCUGCGCCGACUGCAGCGCCCAGGAUCCUUGCUGGGCAUCUAUAAACAGGGGAAUUCUGAUCUGUGAUGAGUGCUGUAGUGUUCAUCGAAGUUUGGGGCGUCAUAUCUCUCAAGUGAGACAUCUCAAGCAUACACCAUGGCCACCAACGUUGCUGCAGAUGGUUGAAACACUGUAUAAUAAUGGUGCUAACUCCAUAUGGGAACAUUCUUUGCUGGACCCUGCAUCUGUCAUGAGUGGAAGGCGCAAAGCUAAUCCACAGGAUAAAGUACAUCCCAACAAAGCAGAAUUCAUUAGAGCUAAAUAUCAAAUGCUGGCAUUUGUUCAUCGCUUGCCAUGUCGUGAUGAUGACAGUGUUACUGCCAAAGAUCUUAGUAAGCAACUGCAUUCCAGUGUAAGGACAGGGAAUCUGGAGACAUGUUUGAGAUUACUGUCCUUAGGAGCUCAAGCCAACUUCUUUCAUCCUGAGAAAGGAAACACCCCUCUUCAUGUUGCCGCUAAGGCAGGACAGAUUUUACAAGCAGAGUUAUUAGCAGUUUAUGGUGCUGAUCCCGGUACGCAAGAUUCCAAUGGAAAAACUCCAGUUGACUAUGCAAGACAAGGUGGGCAUCAUGAGCUGGCAGAGCGCCUGGUGGAAAUUCAGUAUGAGCUCACCGACAGGUUAGCUUUCUAUCUCUGUGGCAGGAAACCAGAGCAUAAAAAUGGACAGCACUUUAUUAUACCUCAGAUGGCAGACAGCAGUCUAGAUUUAUCAGAACUUGCAAAAGCAGCUAAGAAAAAGCUUCAGUCUCUAAGCAACCACUUAUUUGAAGAACUUGCCAUGGAUGUGUAUGAUGAAGUUGACAGGAGGGAAACAGAUGCAGUUUGGCUUGCUACUCAGAAUCAUAGUACACUUGUGACAGAGACAACAGUGGUCCCUUUUCUUCCUGUAAAUCCUGAAUAUUCCUCAACCAGGAAUCAGGGGAGACAGAAACUGGCUCGAUUUAAUGCCCAUGAAUUUGCUACGCUAGUUAUAGAUAUUUUAAGUGAUGCCAAACGAAGACAACAGGGGAAUCCACUCACUGGUUCAAAAGAAAAUGUGGAACUGAUACUGAAAUCAAUUAGCAAUCAACAUAGCAGUGAAAGCCAGGAUAAUGAUCAGCCUGAUUAUGACAGUGUUGCUUCGGAUGAAGACACAGAUCUAGAAACAAAUGCAGCUAAAUCAAACAGACAGAAGAGCCUAGAUUCAGACUUGUCAGAUGGACCAGUGACAGCCCAAGAAUAUAUGCAAGUUAAAAAUGCUUUGGUGGCUUCUGAGGUAAAGAUUCAGCAGUUAAUGAAAGUGAACAUCAACUUGAGUGAUGAGCUGAGAAUCAUGCAGAAAAAGCUUCAAACGCUACAGAGUGAAAAUACCAACCUCAGAAGACAGGCCACAACCAAUAUAUAUCAGGUCCAAACUGGUUCUGAAUACACAGACCCUACCAACAAUUCUUCUUUAAAGCGACGACCAUCUGCACGGGGUAGCAGACCCAUGUCUAUGUAUGAGACUGGAUCAGGUCAGAAACCCUACCUCCCCAUGGGAGAGGUCACAUACCCAGAAGAAAGCAUAACGAGACUACAGCCUUUCCCUCCACAUAUCGGGAGGAGUGCGUUUGUGACCUCCUCUUCAUCUCUACCUUCCUUCCCCUCCACGCUUUCCUGGUCAAGGGAUGAAAGCACACGAAGGGCAUCGAAGUUAGAAAAACAGAAUAGCAUGCCUGAAAGUGACUAUGAUAAUCCCACCACCAGUUUGGAGCUGGAUGAGACAGGGUCAGGUAGAAAAGGAAGGCAAAGGAGUGUCAUUUGGCAGGGGGAAGGGUCUAUCCCUGAAGAUACUGAUACAGCCCCCAGUUCCAGUUUGCCUAGUACAGAAGAUGUGAUUCGGAAGACUGAACAGAUCACUAAAAAUAUUCAGGAGCUGUUGCGCGCAGCACAAGAGAACAAGCAUGACAGCUAUAUACCAUGCUCGGAGAGAAUACAUGUGGCAGUAACAGAAAUGGCAGCCUUGUUUCCGAAAAAACCCAAAUCUGAACUGGUAAGGACUUCAUUGCGUCUGCUGACAUCUAGUGCCUACAGACUGCAAUCUGAAUGCAAAAAAACCCUUCCUGUGGAGACCUGCCCUACGACAGACAUCCAGCUGGUCACUCAGCAAGUUAUCCAGUGUGCGUAUGACAUUGCCAAGGCUGCUAAACAACUGGUUACCAUCACAACCAAAGAGAACAACAACUGAGUCACCCUUGAUUUUUUUAGUCUUGUUUUUUUUAAAGGUUGAAUUUCAAAUAUAGGUGUGGAACUAUUCAGAUUUUUACAAGAAAACUAAAGGGGCAAAAAACUUUUCUUUUUUAAUUCAGUAUUAUUUUUGCAUGUUUUCUAACAAUUUUAAUGAUUAAUUUAACCCACUGCCUUAUUUUGUGCCUGUGUUGCCAGUUUAGUUACAGAUAAUAGCAUGUUGCAAAUAGCUGUUGAGCCAAUAUCACAUACCAACGUUGUAUCAAGCUCUUAUAAGAGAUUUCCUUAGGGCCAUAUUCUGCUUUCAGAUAUUGCUUGCACAAUUCCCAUUGAAGUCAACUGCACAUAUCAGAGGGCAGAAUCUCGCCUUUGCUCGGUACAUCCUGGAGCCUCACUCGCAGUGAAACGAGGCUCUGAAGGCUCCAGGAACAUAGCUGCUAAACAGCAGAAAGAAGUUUUGUAGUCCUUCUCAUAACGGAAUACAAGCUGAGUGUUAUCUGUCCCCAUAUCAACUGUUGUGCAAUAAUACAUUUUUAGUCUGCUGAAACAAUAGUAGUUGUGGGCAUCCAAGCUUAUUAAAUGUAACUAUACAAGGUCUUUUGUCACUUUAUCUGUUUUGGAAGGAAUUUAAAAUUUAAUAGUUAUUUCUUUUAGUUGUCACUAUGCCAUUAAUAUAUAUGUUUGAUGUUACUUUAGGGCAUUAGUGGUUAAAAUACUAUCCUUUGUUUCUGAUUUAGUAACUCAUUCUGAAGUUUCCUACAGAAUUUUAUUACCAUUUAGUGUCAUCUUCAAGGCAAAAUUUUGUUUGUAGCAGCAUUAUUCAAUAUCUAUUGAGAAGCAAUUUUACUGAAGAUCUCUGUGAUAAUUAUGGGGGGAAAAAAAAAAAGGAAAUUAGAAGAGUGCCAGUUCAAAGGAAGCUAUGUCUGCCAUAGUAUAUUGCCUUUGUACCUCAGUGUAUCCAAGUGUGGAAAGAUUUUAUAUCCAGGAACUUUCAUGCAAAGUUCUCAAAAUUUGACAAGCUACAUGUGGAAUAACUCAAGAUCAGUCACCUAUCAGAAAUGUAGAUAGAUAACAAAUGUCAGUGUAUGUUUCAUUUUUUUCAAUUCCUAAGUUUAUAAAAAUUUCCAAAAAUUGUGUAAGUCCAUACUUUCAAAAAUGAUAGUUCCUUAGGAGUCUAAAUUCCAUGAAGAAUCAGUGAUAUUUUGCCUCCUAAUGUGUCCCAUGUGAAAGUGUGCUGUCAUUUUCAAAUAGCCUGUCAUGUCAGUUUAACUGGUAGCUACUUAAAGCAGUGCUUUAGCUGAAAAUCAAACUUACGAAACAGAGAUAAUGACAUGUCAGUAGUUAAUAUGGGAAAGUGUUUUACCUUACCAGCUUGACCCCAGAGCUGUUUCAGUGAUCUGAAAACAACAUCGGAAGGAUCAUGACGGACACAUCAGUGCUGCUGUCUGUAGUGGGGCUGCACAACAGUGAGGAUGGAAAUUGAUCUUACAAUAAUUUUUCAUCUGGUUGAGUGUUUUGACAACUUUGCUUGCUUUGUUGCUCCACAAGUGUUGUGGAGUUCAGAGGAAAAAGAUCUUGAUUUGCUAACUGAAAUGAGAGAACAGAUGAGUUGUAGUCAGCUGCUUUUUCAAAGCAAAACCCCAGUUGAUGAGUAUUUUGAUAUUUUUGAUGCUACAAGAUUUCAUAAAUCCCGCAUGUCAUGCCUAUUAACAUAUAAACAUGGCAAAGCUUGUGAAAUGUGAGUUUUCCACCAAACAGAAGACCUUUCCUUGUUAUAAGUAAUCUUAUGACUCUUUCCUCUAGUUCCAAAAAUUAUAGGACCACAAACUAUACAUAUAUUGCUAUAUUCUCUGCCCUCUCUCUGUUAGCCAGCAGUAUCUAUGUAAGUGUUGUCAUAUUGUCCGUCUAUAUGUGAAUAUUCAGCCAGUCUUCACUGAAACACUUGAUUCAGAAAUGGCUAUCUGUUUUUCCAUAGACAGGUCUGGCAUAUUCUAGCAUUAUUCUUUAAGGCUUUCUGGUGAAAAUCUGCCAUGUUUAGGUUAACAAACAAGAACUAAACUUCAGUGGUUCUUUCCUUUUAAAAUCAUACUUGCGUUUGUGUGUACAUACAAACAUUGCCCAAGUGCCACAGUAUUGUUGGAUUCUUAAAUGUUGUAAAUAGCUGCCUUUUUAAAGUAUUUUAAGUUUGAGGGAAGAGGGAUGGAGAGAGAUUAGAUGAAAAUCUAGUAAAUUAAUCCUCCUCAUGAUCUCUCUUUUCUUCCUGCACUUCUGAAUCCUAGAACUGUUUCUAGAUUUGCAGGAAUGCAAACAGGCUGGGAUUAGAACUGUAGAAAAUAAAUAUUUAAAACCUGUUUCAGAAUUAUCAGUACAUAAUCUCCUUUUAAGAUUUUUUUUCUUUUAAAUUGGCAUCAUUGAAAGAUUUUUGUGGAUGGUAUUUUUGAAUCUCUCAGGACAUCAUUAUAUGCUUUUCUUUAACAUAUCCUUACCUGAUUUCUAGUUAUCAGUUGUUUAAACUUGCCUGUGCCAAAACAAAAGCUAACUUUAACUGCAAGCUCUUGUUCUCACUACACUAGCUACAGAUUUUCUAAAAUAAUUUAUGGCCAAACUGCAGUCAAUUUCCCAUUCUGUCACAUAAACAACAUUGCUGGUAAACUCCACCUUCUCCGGACAAAUGCCUGUUCUAGAUUGGUCAUCAUCACCGUUUGUCAUUGCUCCAGAGCCAGUUUGAUGUGGGAUAUGAAAUUUUCUUAGCUAUCACUAGAACAGAAGCAUGGUCUGAGCAAAUGCUCAUGUGCUUUAUCAGGUCUUUUCACAACCAGGCAGAGUGUAUCAAAAAUAAUUGUGGAACUAAGUAGUACAUUAGCCCUCAAGUUAUGUAGCACUGCAGGUCAGAGGAUACUGCAAUACCUGAAACAACAAAGGUGAUUUUUAUUUUAUGAUUUGAUCUUUCUUCCCCCUCCCUCCCCCCCCCGACAAAAUGCUGCAUAGGAAAGUGAAAAUGCCUUUUCACAAACUUGUAUUUAUCAGUGUCAUUCUGGCUGUACCUUCUGACAAUCUUUUGUUUACUGUAUUACUAUAAAAUGCUAAAAUCA